UGUCAAUUGACUUGUCAACUAAUCUUAGUCAACUUAUCAUUUUAGCAAUUAAAAACACCAAGCUGUGAGUGUUUAAAAUGCAUUUAUAGGAUACUAGAUCAAAGUUGUGCAAUGGCAAUGGCAGAAAUCUUACCUUUUUUUUAUCCUUUUAUUUGUCUUUUUUAACCUUUUUGUAACCUCGAGCAUAUCCUUGAGCAGAAAUACUACGCGCUAAAGGAGUGCCUGAAAAAGACUGAACCUGCACUGUGACACUUCUGCUGAAAUGCAUAAGUAUGUGUGUCCUAGGGGGAAGUGCAUGUGCGUGUGAAGGAACUGAACUGCACAAGUGCACUCUUCAACUUCCAAACAUCAGUAAAUAUGCUUUUGAAAGCUGCAGUGAACUGAAGACCUGAUUGAGAAGGCCACCUUGCAUCUGCUUAUUGCAGCUUGAUGACUGAACAGGGAGAUGGAACAGGAAUCUGCGGAUGAAGAAAAGAGUGAUCUAGGGAGUGAGGUUGGAGCAUGGAGAAGAGGAGUCCUGUCAAGAGGAGUGAGCCAUGAGGCAGACUCUGGUGUUUUCACAGACGCUGCAUCUGCUGACAGCAUGAAGCAUCACAAGUCUAGAUCACACCCUCAAUUCCUGGGACUGUCUCCUUGUGCUGCCUGCUAUAACCAGCAGGGGCACUCUAUGCUGCACAGGGGGGACAAUGAUUCCAGCUCUGAUGACUCCGGGCGGGAGCUCGACUGGGACUCAGAGGAAGCGGAGUCCAGCUCCAACUCCAGCUGCAGCUCUGGGCCUGUUUCAGCAGGGCUGCCUCCCAAAGCUGAAUCUGGAUCUGGGGAUGUUUUUGAGUUUGGCUCUGAAGUAGGAGAAGGCGCAGGAUUGGCUGAGGAGACGAACGGGCAGGGUGCUGGGCAGGAAGUGAUGGAGGAAAGCCGAGGGGAGAGGAAGGAGACGAUGGUUCGACGAGCCCCACUUGUCAAGUCUUUCUCCCUGCCCCCCUCCCUCACUCAUUCCCUGGUCCCUUUCUCUCUCCUGCCACGACCGCCCAGAGUCGUCUCCACCCUCCAGCUACAGGUGCUGCCCAGCAAAGAUGAUGAUGCCACUUUCCACAUCACUCCCACUUUUACCCACCAGCACCCCUCGGAGAUGCAGGGGAAAAGGGGAAACGGCAACCUGCUGCCACCACAACCAUCUCAGCUGCAACAGAUGGGGUUACCGUGGCAACACAGAUCACCACAACAACCGACAAACCAACAGCAUCAGUAUCAGCAUCAGUAUCAGCAACAGCAACGACAGCAGCAUCAGCUGGCACAGCAUUAUCAGCAACAACGUCAGUGGUUUUUUCCAGCCUGGAGGCACGGAUAUCCACCACCGCCGCCCCCGCACACAUUUCCUGUGUUACACACCCCAACAGCACACACACACCCGCAUGCGUCAUAUACACCCCACACACAUCUACAUGCACUCGCGCCACAAACAUGCUGCUACUGUUACAAUACACACAGACCUAUACCUUACACAUACUGGAAUCAGUACUCUGGCUAUCAGCCAAGUGUCUAGUCAGUGGAGUGUGUGAAACUGCAAAU
Myripristis murdjan (pinecone soldierfish) is the source of this 1569-nucleotide messenger RNA. RefSeq names its product PAX-interacting protein 1-like. NCBI's taxonomy places the organism in Eukaryota, Metazoa, Chordata, Actinopteri, Holocentriformes, Holocentridae. The transcript has 4 exons. Bases 446 to 1543 code for a protein of 365 amino acids. The record is from RefSeq and is a predicted model, not a curated record.